Sparassis crispa is the source of this 1431-nucleotide messenger RNA. RefSeq names its product Clavaminate synthase-like protein. Gene Ontology annotation, biological process: protein demethylation; regulation of transcription by RNA polymerase II. The transcript has 6 exons. Bases 1 to 1431 code for a protein of 476 amino acids. The record is from RefSeq and is a predicted model, not a curated record. Lineage: Eukaryota; Fungi; Basidiomycota; Agaricomycetes; Polyporales; Sparassidaceae. Gene Ontology annotation, molecular function: histone demethylase activity; transcription coregulator activity.
AUGAAACCGCCUGCCCGCAAAUCCGCGCGCAAACGCACGCAACGGGACUACGCAGGGUUGAAUUCAGGGACGGAGGCCAGUUCCGACCGGUGGUUGCGUAUGCUAGAAGGGAAGACCAUUCAAGGUGACCUCUUCAAGCGCAUGAAAGGUAGCGAUGUAGGACUGGAAUGGUUGGAGAGCGACGAGAAUGCAAUGCGAGAGCCCGUUGUUGUGGAGUCUGCAGAAGGGUUAGGCAUGAAGAUGCCUCCGGACACUCUCAGUGUGGAUGAGGUUGCAGAGUUAGUGGGCGAAGAUACGUCCGUGGAAGUCAUAGAUGUUGCUACUCAAUCAAAUAUUCCCGGGUGGACUAUGGGAAAAUGGGCGGAAUACUACGACCUCGAGCCAUCUGCGCGUGACAAGAUCCGCAAUGUCAUAUCUCUUGAAAUCUCUGGGACCAACCUAGCGGACAAAGUAUUACCUCCACGAUUAGUCUUCUACUUCAUUCGCCCUACUCCUUCGAAUCUCAUGGCGUAUGAGCAAUGGUCAGGGACAGAGAUGCAAAAUCACUCAUGGUUAGGUGAUCUGGUUGAUGAGGUAUUCAAAGUUGAACUGCACGGAGGCAAUACAAUGUUCAUUCCGACAGGUUGGAUUCAUGCAGUAUACACUCCCGUUGACACGUUGGUUUUCGGAGGCAACUUCUUGCACUCGUACAACGUUGCGAUGCAGCUGAAGAUCCGAGAAAUUGAGAUAGCGACCCAUGUACCGAAGAAAUUUACGUUUCCUCUCUUCGUAAGACUGUGUUGGUACGUGGGGGAGAAGUAUCUCCGCGACCUCAAAGCGAAGGAGGAGUUCUCCUCUCGGGUGCUCGAAUCUAUAGAAGCUCUCGCGGAAUUUCUCGUUUCCGAGGCGCGCAGCAUGGAACACGGGACAGAACAAGCAAAGAAAGAGACCAAGGAGCAGGUUCCAGGCGAUCGGAUAAAAGAUGCAGCAGCCAUGGCGAGAGAGUUGCGCUGGAGAGUCCGAUUGGCAGCCGGGUACAGCAGCGACGAUGAAGGCCACCACCGUCGCAGGACGCAAGUCGACGGGUCGGAUGGACUGGGGCUAGGCAGCAAGCGGAAGCGUGGCAGCGCUGGGGCUGAGGAGAAUGGGGAAUUGUUUAGGAAUUUCAGGCGGAAAGAAUGGGAACGGGUAGAAGAGCAAGCUACAGAGACGGAAAGGAGGGUAAUGAAGAUGCGACGACCGGGCGAUGGGGGUGACGGUUGGCCAGAAGGCUGGGCGGAAUGGAAGGAGGAGGAAGAGGUGGGAGCUGAGGGAGAGGUGGUGGUGGACCGACGACGGGAUGUGGUGAUGAAAGUGCGGAGGACUGGGAGCGGGCUCGAGCGGCAGCGGGUGGAGAGGAUAGUCGAGCAGUGGCUCUGGUCGCCGCCCCCUGCCGAGAGCGCACCGAUGUAA